Molecule: messenger RNA, 1953 nt
Organism: Rotaria socialis
Lineage: Eukaryota; Metazoa; Rotifera; Eurotatoria; Philodinida; Philodinidae
Source: the annotation of a GenBank genome assembly
AUGUCUUCAUCAUCAUCUAUGACGCCGUUUAAUCGUGGUCAUCACACGACCAAACGAUUUAAUAAUGCUGCUCGAUUGAAAAUGGCUACUCAUUAUCCUGUUAUGACAACUCCAAUCACACCCUGUUCUGAUAUAAAUAACAAUAAUAAUAAUAAUGCCAAUAAUACAGGUGCUGUUUUUGCACAUUAUGAACAUGGUCAUUCAGAUUCACUUUUGGAAAUUCUCAACGAUCUUCGUUUAAGUCGACAAUUAUGCGAUGUGACGAUUGUUGUCGAUCAACGUGAAUAUCCUUGUCAUAAAAAUGUUCUUGCUGCCGCUAGUCCAUAUUUUCGUGCUAUGUUUACAACAUCCGAAAUGUCUGAAUCAUCACAACCAGCAGUUACUCUUAAUGGAAUUGAUCCUGAUGCAAUGUCUGAACUUAUUGAAUAUGCCUAUACAUCGGAAAUAACGAUCUGUGAAAAUAACGUUCAAUCACUACUUUCUGCUGCUAAUUUACUCAUGAUGCAACCCGUUCGUGAUGCAUGUAGCUCAUUCUUUGAACGGUUUCUCGAUGAAACAAAUGCUAUCGGUAUAAAUUGUUUUGCUGAAUUGCAUGGCACACAAGAACUAACAAAAAAAGCAAAACGAUUUGUAUUAAAAAAGUUCUCUCAAGUCGCACAACAAGACGAAUGGCUUCACGUUCCGGCUCAGAAAAUUGUUGAAUUUAUCAAAGAAGAUGAUCUCCGAGUGGCCAGCGAAGAUGAAGUGUUUGAAGCUUGCCUACGUUGGUUGAACCAUGCGCCUGAACAACGAAAAACGGAUUUUCAUUCGAUACUUCAAUAUAUUCGAUUGGCUUUUAUUAGUCCUUAUGUGUUAAUGGAUAAAGUUGCUACCUGUAAAAUAGUCCAAGAAGAUGCAAUAUGCCGUGAAUUACUUCACGAAGCUCUACAAUUCCAUUUACUUGUCGAUAGACGUUCUGAAAUGUCAACAACAAAUUCUCGAUUUAAGCCACGUACAUGUUCAGAAUUAACUGAAACAUUAGUAUUUUUGGGUGGAGAAGAUGAACGAGUUGUUGUACGAGGCGUCGAAAUUUAUAAUCCAGAAAGAGAUGAAUGGAAAAAACUUUGCUGUUUACCUUAUGCUGUAUCGAAACAUGCUAUUGUUUCGUCAGGAGCUUCGACUCUUUAUCUAUGUGGUGGUGAUUUUCCCAAUGGGAGACCAAGUUCUGAAGUUUGGAAAUACGAACAAAAACUUGAUACAUGGAUACAAUUGUCAGAUAUGUUGACGCCGCGAUCUGAAUUAGGUUUGGCUUUAAUUGAUGGAUAUAUAUAUGCUUGUGGUGGAACUAAUGGUGAAGUUCGUUUAAAUACGAUUGAAAGAUAUUCAAUUGCUGAUAAUAAAUGGACUUUAGUUGCGUCCAUGCAAAUCGGUAUGACUAGUCCAGCGUGUUGUUCAGUAAAUGGAUAUUUGUAUAUAACCGGUGGUGCUGUACUAGAAGAAGGCGACGCAAUUGAUCUAGUCAUGCGAUUCGAUCCAAGAAAAGUCGAAUGGAGUGCUGAUGUGGCGCCCAUGCGAAUUGCACGUUCUGGCUCAACAGCUGUUGUACUUCGACGUAAAAUUUAUGUUUGUGGUGGAUUACAAUCGAAUACGGAAAAUACGAAUCUAGCUGAAGUUUACGAUCCAACAACGAAUCAGUGGCAAUUUAUCGCACCGAUGCGUGAACAUCGUUAUCGACCGGGAGCUGCUGUUGUUAAUGAAAAAAUCUAUGUAUGCGGAGGACAAGAUGAACAGCCCGGCAAAUAUCAUGAAAGUGUGGAAUGUUAUUCAGUGGAAAACGAUCAAUGGACAAUAAUAACGGAAUUGAUUUGUGGACGAAGUUUUCUCGCAUGUGCGAUGCUUUUACUGAAAUGGUCCGAUAUUCUCUGGGAUCAUGUUUGCGAAGGAGAAACAAAUUCAUUACCUGAUAUAAACUAA